Molecule: messenger RNA, 873 nt
Organism: Symbiodinium pilosum
Lineage: Eukaryota; Dinophyceae; Suessiales; Symbiodiniaceae
Source: the annotation of a GenBank genome assembly
AUGGGCGUCGGUGCCUCAGGGCACGAUGACGCAAGCACAGCGGCUGCGAAAAAGAUAGCCUCCUCUGCGCUACAAGGAGCAGUUACCAAGGCGCAAUCAGAGCAGGCCAUGAUCAUGGCCUUCAAGUCUUUCGACGCAGAUGGCAACGGCACAAUUAGCAAGAAAGAGUUCGCAGCGGUGCUCCAGAAGCUGAAUAUGAAGAUGACAUCCCGGCAGAUUGACAUGCUUUUUGGCACCGUCGAUACAGAUGAGGAUGGCUACAUUCAAUUUGAGGAGCUGUGCUGCUGGCUUUGUGGGACACCUUGCUUCAACAGGUACUUUGAAGAGCUGGGAGCCAUUCUGCGAGAGUAUGCCGAAAAGAUCAAGCCGGUUGGAAAAGGGGAUGCAAGAAUACAGAAUGCUGAGUCCGCCAACCAAUGGCUGGCGAAGGAGCUGGAGAGAAGAGUGCGGCCGACAGUGAAGGAAGUCUUCCACCAAGCCGACAGGGAUUCCAAUGGUAUUCUUACAGAAGAAGAGGGUGUUCUCCUCUUCUCGAACUAUGCACGAAUGCUCGCCAAGCACGCAGAUACCAUCAUCGAGAUUUCGAAGCGCACCUGGCUCGAAAAGGGCCAUUGGGACAAGAAGAGCUUCAAGAAGCUUGUGCCUGACUUGCACAGAAUAGUGAGCACUCAGAUAUCAGAGUAUGAGACGCACAUUGACUCAAGACACCGGGAAGCUUUCAAUGUGAUUGACAAAAACAAGGAUGGCCAUCUCAUCCUGGAGGAGGUUGUGCAGUGCUUGACUCCCGGAACAUACCGCUACCGCGAGUUCCACAAAGCACUUCAACUCUACAGCCCUGAGGGCUUCAAAGCCUUUCGUCAGCAAGUAUCCUGA